Molecule: messenger RNA, 4974 nt
Organism: Chanos chanos (milkfish)
Lineage: Eukaryota; Metazoa; Chordata; Actinopteri; Gonorynchiformes; Chanidae
Product: unconventional myosin-Vb
Exons: 35
Coding region: 1-4974 (1657 amino acids)
Biological process (GO): actin filament organization
Cellular component (GO): membrane; myosin complex; actin cytoskeleton
Molecular function (GO): microfilament motor activity; ATP binding; actin filament binding
Source: RefSeq, a predicted model, not a curated record
AUGGCAACCACAGAGCUCUACACCAAGGGUGCGUGUGUCUGGGUGCCAGACCCAGAAGCCGUGUGGGUCUCUGCCAAGCUCUUGCAAGACUACAAUCCCGGAGACCAGCAGAUCCUGCUCCAGCUUUCAGACGGCACCGAGAUGGAGUACCCGCUGACGGGCCCCGCCGGGCUCCCCCCACUGGGGAACCCCGACAUUUUGGAAGGGGAGAACGACCUGACGGCCCUGAGUUUCCUCCACGAGCCUGCGGUUCUCCACAACCUGCGCGUGCGUUUCCUGGACUACAGCAGCAUUUACACUUACUGCGGCAUUGUGCUGGUGGCCAUAAAUCCAUAUGAACAGUUGCCAAUCUAUGGGGAGGAGGUGAUUGACGCGUACAGUGGGCAGGAUACAGACGAUAUGGAACCUCACAUCUUCUCCGUGGCUGAGGAGGCCUACCGUACCAUGACCAGGGAGGAAAAGAACCAGUCCAUCAUUAUCAGUGGAGAGUCAGGCUCAGGGAAGACCGUGUCAGCCAAGUUUACCAUGCGCUAUUUUGCCGUGGUUGGCGGAGCGGCCCAGCAGACCAGCGUAGAGGAAAGAGUGCUGGCAUCCAAUCCUAUCAUGGAGGCUAUUGGAAAUGCCAAAACGACUCGUAAUGACAACAGUAGCCGGUUUGGAAAGUAUAUUGAAAUCGGUUUUGGGAGGAAGGGGGACAUAAUUGGGGCGAAUAUGAGGACUUACCUGCUGGAAAAGUCUCGAGUCGUCUUUCAGGCAUCAGAGGAAAGGAAUUAUCACAUAUUUUACCAGCUCUGUGCAUCUAGAGAGUUACCAGAGAUGAGGUCACUCAAACUAGCUGCACCAGAACACUUUCGAUACACUUGUCAAGGAGGCCAGAUGCAGAUUCCUGACGUGGACGAUGCCUCUGAGCUGGAGCGUACGCGUAAUGCCUUCACCGUCCUGGGUGUUCCGCCAGACCAGCAGAUGGAGAUAUUCCGAAUAUUGGCAGCAGUUUUACAUCUCGGGAACGUCAACAUUCAAGCCAGUGGGAGGGGUGCCGAUCGCAGCUAUAUUGAUGCGGACGACCGUUCCCUGGCGGUCUUCUCUAAGCUGCUGGGUGUUGAGGGACCUCAGAUGGCCCACUGGCUGUGUCACAGGAGGCUGGCAGUGGGCGGGGAGAUGCUGGUGAAGCCCAUGCCCGGGCGACAGGCCGUGGAGGCCCGGGAUGCUCUGGCGAAACACGUUUACGGUCAGCUGUUCACCUGGACCGUGCAGAGACUCAACAGUGCACUGAGAGCACACAGGCAGAAGGCCAAAUCUUUCAUAGGGGUGUUAGACAUCUAUGGGUUUGAAACCUUUGACAGGAACAGUUUUGAGCAGUUCUGCAUCAACUACGCCAACGAGAAGCUCCAGCAGCAGUUCAACAGGCACGUGUUUCAGCUGGAGCAGGAGGAGUACAUACGAGAGGGGCUGCCGUGGAAUCGGAUCGAAUUCAGUGAUAACCAGCCGUGUAUCGCUUUGAUUGAAGGCCCACUGGGACUUCUGGACCUGCUGGAUGAGGAGUGCAGGAUGCCCAAAGGCUCAGAUGAGAACUGGGCGCGAAAACUGUACGACCAGCACGUGAAUCGCAGCGCGCACUUCCGCAAACCGCGCAUGUCCAACGCGGCCUUCAUCAUCCUCCACUUCGCCGACACGGUCCAGUACGAAUGUGACGGGUUUUUAGAUAAGAAUCGUGACACAGUGUUUGAGGAGCCAAUCAACAUCAUGAAGGCCAGUCAGUCUGAGCUUGUUGCAGAGCUGUUCCAGCAGCAGUCAGCAGGGGGCAGUGUGUCUGAGGCAAAGUCUAUGGCCAACGGGAGUGUGCGUUCAGGGAAGAAAUCUCAGCGUGAGCAUAAACUGACUGUGGGCUAUCAGUUUCGCCAGUCUCUCCACCUUCUGAUGGACACUCUGAACAGCACGACUCCUCACUACGUCCGCUGCAUUAAACCCAAUGACCUCAAGCAACCUUUCAUGUUUGACCCGAAGCGUGCAGUGCAGCAGUUACGGGCGUGCGGUGUUCUGGAAACCAUUCGGAUCAGUGCCACUGGAUUCCCAUCCAGGUGGACGUAUGAGGAGUUCUUUAACCGGUACCGGGUUCUCCUGCGUGCUUCAGAACGGGGGGAGGACUUUCAUUCCUCCUGUCAGAGGGCGCUGACUGCCCUCAUCCCUGAUCCAGACCAGUACUGCUUUGGCAAGACCAAAGUGUUCUUCCGGGCGGGGCAGGUGGCCCUGCUGGAGAAACUGAGGGCCGAGAGGCUGCACACGGCCGGGGUGGUGAUUCAGAGCUGGGUCAGGGGAUGGUUGGCACGGCGACGCUACCUCAGGAUCUACCAGGCCACCCUCACGCUGCAGAGAUAUGUCAGAGGAACACUGGCCAGAAGGCUGGCUCACAUUCUGCGUUACACACGGGCCGCUCUGAUCAUCCAGAAGACGUAUCGUAUGGUAACGGUCAGACGACUCUACCUGACCAUCAGAGAGGCUGCUCUCACCAUACAGGCUUUCAGCAGGGGGAUGCAGGCCAGACGCGCAUACAGACAGUUGUUGCGUGAACGUGCAGCGUUGAGACUGCAGGCUGCGGUACGGGGCUGGUCAGCGCGGCGAGAGUUCAGGCGUCUGCGCGCGGCGACGGUGUUGCUGCAGUGUUGCGUGCGCAGACGAGCUGCACGUAAAGAGCUGCUGAAGUUACGUCAGGAGGCUCGAUCGGUGGAGAAAUACAGAGAACUCAACAAGGGUAUGGAGGUCAAACUCAUGCAACUGCAACUACGGGCUGACCAACAGGCCAGAGAGAGUGCGUCUCUGAGGGAAAUCCUCCAAUCAGAGCGUGGGUCUCACACGGCGGAACUGGAUCAGCUCAGAGCCACCAUAGUCAAACUACAGACCCAGCUGGAAGCACAGACACACGCCGCUCCGUCAGUCAGUGAAAAAGAACUGGAAGAAAGGAGGCAGGCGGAGGAGAGAACAGCCCAAGAGAUUCUUCAGCUCAAACAGGAGGUGCAAGCUCUCAGGGCAGAGAGAGACUCUUUGGAAAAGGAGAGGGAUGACCUCCUCACUCGGCUGCAGGAGAAGGAGAAAAUUCAGGAGGAAAACGUACAGAAGGCGGUCGCUGAGUCGGGGUCAAACCUGCAGGCAGAGCUGGAGGAGGAGAGGAGAAGAUAUCAGGGACUUCUCAGAGACUACACACGUCUGGAGCAGAGAUACGAAAACCUCCGAGACAUGAGCAUGCUCAGCGAGCGUUCGCGAGGUCACAGACGGACUGACUCGACCCAGAGCAUGAGUUUGGAGCCCUUGUCUCCCGUGUCUUCGCCCUACCCUACUUCCCCUGCCUUCCCCUCCCCAGAGGAGGUCAGGAGGGUGAGUGUCACAUCACCCACGUUCGACAGGAGACCCUGGACUCCAGACCUCCCUCUGGAGUCUUUGAUGGAGGACACGGGCGUGCCGAAGGACACGGCGGAGAAAAUGACGGGGGAGGACCUCAGACACGCUUACGACGCCGUUCGCGUGGCCAACAAGUUGCUGGAGUCGCAACUUUUUAAUCAACGAAUCCAGUUUGAGCAGGAGGUCUCUGCUCUGAAAGAACAGCUACAGGGUUCCAGAGGAAAGGCCUCCCAGCCUGAAAAAGUUACAAACGCACAGAUCCAGGAUCUACUGGAGCAGGUUGAUGCAGGGGAACGGGAGUGUAUCAGAUUGAAGAGAGAGCUGAAAAACCUGAAACACACAGUGACACUCAGAAAAGUGCUAGCCUCCGCAGGCCCAAACCUGCCGCUCUCUCCUGGGUCUGUGUCCAGCCUCUCACAGAGAGGCCAGAAAGUCAGCGGUCUGCUGGAGUGCAGGAAGAGAGAUGAGAAUAAACUCAUCAAAAACCUCAUCACAGAUUUACGUGUGGACUGUGCCCUCUCUCUGCCCCCCGGGUUGGCAGCGCGGGUGCUGUUUCUGUGUGUACGUCAGGCAGACUGCAGCGGAGACCAGGCACGGGCACAGAGCCUGUGCAAAGCUGCCAUCACGGGCAUCAAAGCAGCUCUCAAAAAACACAGCAGUGAUGUGAAUCUGACGGCAGUGUGGCUGAGAAAUGCCUGGACACUGACUGACCUGCUGACCCAGCACUCUGCUAAAGAGGUGGUGAGGAACUCCGAUGACCUGGUGCCAUUAACCUUUGACCUGAGUGAUCAGGGUCGUGCCCUUUGCAUCCAGGCUUAUCAGCAACUCCUGUCAAUCACCGAGUCCCGCCUCCAGCCUAUCAUAGUCCCUGCCAUGCUGGAGAACGAGACUAUUCCGGGUUUGUCCAGUUCCGCCGGUAAGAUGCUCAGCUCUCGUAAGCGGGCUGGUUCCGAUCCCAGACCUGUGGGAUUAGAGACUCCCACCAUGGCUAUGGUCCUGAGGGAACUGGGUGCUCUACACACGGCUCUGACCCACCAGAACUUUCCCCUGAGUCUCCAGGAGCAAGUGUUCCGCCAGCUCAUGUACAUACUGACCGCCAUGACGCUCAACAGCCUGCUACUGCGCAAGGACGUGUGCUGUCUGAGCAGAGGCAUGCAAAUCAGAUAUAACGUGAGUUUGUUGGAGGAGUGGCUGCGAGGCCGUGGGGUACAGACAGGGGGCGCUAUUGCCACACUAGAGCCUCUAAUUCAGGCGGCGCAGCUCCUCCAAAUGGGCAAGAAAACCGAGGCAGAUGGCCGGGCCCUCGUCCAAACCUGCAGUACCCUCUCCAGCCAGCAGAUUGUGAAGAUUUUAACCCUUUACACACCCCAGAGUGACUUUGAGGAGAGAGUGACUCUUAAUUUUAUUCGCAUUGUGCAGGGACUGCUGAAGGAGCGUUCAGACAGUCAACCUCCUCAGCUACUGCUGGAUGUAAAACGUGUGUUCCCUGUUACCUUUUCAUACCUCCCCCCACCUCCUGUCUCCGCUGACCAACUGGACAUCCCAGAAUCCCUCAAGAUCUCCUUCCUCCGCAAAGUAUGA